UUGAGAGUGGGCCCACGUGGUGACGUGGAGAAAUCGGAGGUGGGGUAGGGAGAGAGCAGAGAACUAAAGUGUGGAUCUUUGAUUCACACAGUGGACACAGUUUUCGCACCUGUUACCUGUCUGCUACGAGAACACCUCUAAACAGAGAGAGAGAGAGAGAGAGACGUAUGCCUGUAGCUUCCUCUGCUACUUCAUUCUAGAGACACAAACAGUUUAGAAAAAGAGAGAGAGAUCCAAUGGAGUACGAGAGGAUACACAAAGUGCAGACUGGUAUAAUAUCUCCAAGUAAGCUGAGGAUGAAGCUCAUGGGACCUCACCAUAAUAGAAAGAAGGAUGGAUCAAACAGUAAUUCUUCAAGAACAUCUCCUUCAAGGCUCGAUGAUACUGAAUUUGACAAGAAUAGCUUAUUAGCCUCCAAUGAUGAGGAAGCUUCCAGCUUAGAAGUUUCAUCUGUGACUGUUCUGGGAGACGCAGUGGUUAACCCCAGCCAAGUUGAUCAGACAUCUUGCCAGCAAAAGGAUACGUUGCCAAAGGAAAAUGGCAACAUGGGUCGUGCUAAAAUGCAGCAAUUUUCAAAGGGUGAAAGUGGUAAUUCAAGUGCGGUUCACCCAAUGAGAUCACUUGAAGAUGAGAAUCUUGAUUAUGAUAGUAAUGCUAGUUCAUCUAGUUUUGAGUUCCAUAAGGAAAGAUCAGUACAUAAUCAAUUUACAAGAUCAUUUUCAAGGCCUAUGCCAUCUAAGUGGAAUGAUGCAGAGAAAUGGAUAAUGAAUAGGCAAAAUGUACAACCUAAUUUGAAGAAAAAUGGUUUACACAACCAAGCUAAUCGGAUGCUUGGGACUAAUACAGUGAGAGUUGCUCCAGAAUCAGCAAAUCAUGAUCUUAAGUCUUCUAUUAGCAGGGUAGUAGACACUAAGCGCAUAGAUAUCUGUCAGCAUCCUUCACAAAUGGCAUUUGAGAAGUUUUCUUUUAUUCCCACUGGCGCUCCUUCAGUUUCUGGUCAAGCAUAUGGGGGGAAUCUGCUAAUUGAUCAGUGUACUCAAAGCAAGGACUUUCAGGAAGUGGAUCAAAGAGAACCAUGUAGUGCAAAAAGUUUGGCAGAAGAUGGAACAGUUCUUCCUGUUUUAAGAUCAGUCUGCAUGAGAGACAUGGGAACAGAAAUGACCCCUGUUACAAGUCAAGAGCCUUCAAGGACUGCUACACCUGUGGGGGCAACAACUCCUCUCCGCAGCCCAACUUCUUCAAUCCCAUCUACUCCCCGGAGAGGGGCACCAGCGCCAACACCUAUGGAGCAUGGUACUGAUGAUGAUACACAAAACAUUCCUGAAAACGGCAGAAAAGAGUUGACCGAGCAAGAAAUGAAACUGAGGACAAGAAAGGAGAUUGUGGCCCUAGGUGUCCAGCUAGGCAAGAUGAAUAUUGCUGCAUGGGCAAGUAAAGAAGAACAGGAAAAGAAUACAUCUGCAGUUGAGAGUGCUCAUGUGGAUGAGCUUGAGCGGAUUGAAUAUGAAAAACGUGCAUCUGCAUGGGAAGAAGCUGAAAAAUCUAAACACACAGCAAGAUAUAAAGGUGAAGAGAUUAAAAUUCAAGCAUGGGAAAGUCAGCAGAAGGCAAAACUAGAGGCCGAGAUGCGGAGAAUAGAGGCACAAGUUGAACAAAUGCGAGCCCAAGCUCAAGCAAAGAUGGUAAAGAAGAUUUCUAUGGUAAGGCAAAAAUCAGAAGAAAAACGCACAGCAGCAGAAGCCAGGAAGAAUAGAGAUGCGGAAAGAACUGCAGCUCAAGCAGAGUAUAUUCGUCAGACAGGACGAAUGCCGCCAUCCCGUUACAUGUGCUGUGGUUGGUUGUCAUAAAACUGAAAACAUCAAAUAUUCAAGUAGAAAGAAUUUGCUCAUACAACUCAUUGAGCCAAAGUGGCAUCUCUUGUAUUUUGUUUUUGUUUUAUAGUUCAUUGAGUGCUGUCCACUUCCACUAUAUUUUGCUCAAUCUUGUAUCUAAUGGAGUGACCUUAGUUUGCAAGUUAGAAAGUAAAAUUUCUCUGCUUUUUCUGUAA
Molecule: messenger RNA, 2047 nt
Organism: Hevea brasiliensis (rubber tree)
Lineage: Eukaryota; Viridiplantae; Streptophyta; Magnoliopsida; Malpighiales; Euphorbiaceae
Exons: 6
Coding region: 237-1847 (536 amino acids)
Source: RefSeq, a predicted model, not a curated record